Messenger RNA from Tetrapisispora phaffii CBS 4417, 4611 nucleotides. RefSeq names its product protein kinase RIM15 (gene RIM15). The record is from RefSeq and is a predicted model, not a curated record. Gene Ontology annotation, biological process: phosphorelay signal transduction system; peptidyl-serine phosphorylation. Bases 1 to 4611 code for a protein of 1536 amino acids. NCBI's taxonomy places the organism in Eukaryota, Fungi, Ascomycota, Saccharomycetes, Saccharomycetales, Saccharomycetaceae. Gene Ontology annotation, cellular component: cytoplasm; nucleus. Gene Ontology annotation, molecular function: ATP binding; protein serine/threonine kinase activity. The transcript has a single exon.
AUGAUGAAUAUAACUAGAUCAGCUUCAAAUUCUUCCUCAGGGUCGUCUACGAAUUAUGAAAAAUAUUUGAAUCUGGCGACAGAAUCAAAUCCUUCCAUGAUUUUGGAAUUAGAUUUGCUCGGCAAUAUAAGAUACAUCUCCCCUAUAUGGGAACAAAUAAUAGGCACAAAAUUACCAGAAGUAGGCUCUUCGAUGUCAGAUAUAAUCAUUGGUUCAGAGACUGAUAAAGGCGUCUUUAAUGAAGUUAUAAAAAUAUGGGCAGACAAUGAUUCCGUCUCUUAUACAGUUACUUUCGGUCUGCAUGGGAAAUAUUCAGAAGUUGUAACAAUGGAAGCUUGUGGUGUUUUGAUUCAUGACAGCAUCACUAAUAAGGCAACACAUUCAAUGUGGAUAAUGAAACCAAUAGAUGAACAGUUAAAGGAUGACUACCUUCGGACAUCAUCCAGACUUCCAGAAGAAUUUAUAAAAAUUUUAGGGUUUGGGAGUCAUAUUUUCUUAGAUUAUCUUAAUUUUGUGCAGUCACAGCUCUGUCUUGAUGAAUCGAAUCUUCCAACCCCAAACUUAGAGCUAUGUAGAGUCUGUGAAACGUUUGUACCUGACUGGUGGCUAGAGAGCCAUUCUAAAUCGUGCGUGUGCGAACAUCGAAUACAGUCAUUGAUUCAACUUCUUCAAGAAAAUUUAGUAGAACAUUGUAAUUACCUUUAUUCUAUUACAAAAGAAAAUGACUCAAAUGAAGACUCAGAUAAUGAUAGUACAAUAUCAAAUUAUUUCAAUUUUGAAUAUAAAGGAUAUGCAUCAAAAAUUUCUCCAGCAACUAUAGCAAACUUGAUUGAUUUAUGUGAACUAGCGAUGGCAGCAAAUAUUAGUCAAAUACAAAAACCUUCCGAUAAUACCAGAAUUCAUACAAACACAGCUUUUAGAGCAAUUGAGGGAUCUCAGCAGAUGGAUAAGUUUGAUUUUUCACCAAAUACCCAAACUAUUAUUCAAGAAGUAACAAAUUGGAGACCUCCUUAUAUUGAUGAACCAGAUCAAGGAUUAACUUUGCUUGUUGAACACACAACAAAAAUUUCAAAGGAUAAAAUUGAUGCCCUAUUAAGAUUAGACAAUGCAAUGACAUUUUCAUACAGAUUAAAAAACGAAGUCAAUAACUAUGUCUUCCAACUUAUAAUAGAACAGAUAGAGAAUAACAGGUUAUUUUUAACCCAUUCGAUGGGUUCCCCUAUUAUUAGACAAAACUUGACAGCAAAGGAAAAUAGUAUAGAUAGCGAUAUACAGUCAAAUAUACCUUCCUCAUCGCAACAAACUUUAACACAUGGAGAUUCAAUUGAUAAUAUUCAGCAAAAUAACACUAGUAUCGCAAAUAUAGCAUCGCCACAAUCUCAAAGGCCUCAAACAGGAACAUUAUUUGCCGACGCAUACUUAAAUGAAGAUGUCAUACCGAACUCUGAAGUCCAACAAGAUGAUAGUCUUCUUGGUAACAAAGAAGGCAGUAAGACUCAGUGGAGUUCGAAAAUAGACGGUUUCCAUUCCAGAUCCAUAACGCCAAAACAAACUAUAGAGAGUGCUGAAAAAAUAGAAAAUAAUUCAUCUAUGUCUAUGACCGAUGGCUUAAAAAUUAGCAUAUUUAAUAAUAUUAUGGAUCCAAAUACACCAAAAUUAAGAAGUGAUUCGUAUAUAAACCUACAGAACACUGGCAACCCCACUUCAAGACAUAAAAUUGCAGUUCCAAACUCGUUUGUACUACCAAAAAUGAAAACAAGUAUUGUAGUAACACCUAGAAAAGGAUCUCCACUUUUAACCUCAUCAUCAUCUGCCUCAAAUAUCAACUCAUUGAAUCAGAUAUCGCGGUCUAGUAGCACUACAAAAAACAUUAUAGAUAAAUGUCGCUCCCCAAUUUCUUCCCCUCGCGUAAGCAUCAAUAAUCUAAUGACACCAGAUCAGGUUGUGAAUAUGAACUCUGUGUUGAAGCAACCAUUAUCUCCUUUACUUUUAGCCACAAACCCAGUUAAAAAUUUAAACCCAAAUAUAAAAAACUAUGACGUUAUUAAACCUAUUAGUAAGGGUGCAUACGGUAACGUGUAUUUGGGUCGCAAAAAAUUGACUGGUGAUUAUGUUGCAAUUAAAGUCCUAAGGAAAUCAGAUAUGAUCGCAAAAAAUCAAGUAACAAACGUUAAAUCAGAAAGAGCGAUAAUGAUUGUCCAAAGCGAAAAACCGUAUGUCGUAAAUCUAUUUGAAUCUUUUCAAAAUAAAGAUAAUUUAUUUUUGGUUAUGGAAUACUUACCAGGUGGUGAUUUAGCAACCGUCAUAAAAAUGAUGGGCUAUUUACCUGAUAACUGGGUCAAGCAAUAUAUUUGUGAGAUUGUGAUAGGUGUUGCAGAUAUGCAUGAAAACGGUAUUAUCCAUCAUGAUUUAAAACCUGAAAAUUUAUUGAUUGAUAAAAAGGGCCAUCUUAAAUUGACUGAUUUUGGUUUGUCGAGAGCAGGUUUAGUUCACCGUCACCAAAAUAGACCACAAUUAGGAAACCGAUUGAGCAUUUCAAGUAGUCAUUCAAACUCAUCAAAAAAUAAUAACAAUUACGAUGAUAUGAAUAAUGCAAACAUUAUUCUAGAUGGCAUUAUUCGAGACCGAGAUAGAAGACAUUCAAACUCUAGUUCAAUUUCAAAUAUUGAACCGCUAAUGUUAAAUAAAAAUGAUUCUUCUGGGUCAUUCCCGUUUGAUGAUUUCACAUCAACCACUGCAAAUAACAAUUCGGCAAGUCAUAAAAAACAAUAUUGCUCUUUGCAUUCUGAAAAUCAAGAGUCAACAACAUUGAGCGACUACGCAUUAUAUCAUCCAAAUGAUUCUAAAAACAAAGCAAAUUUCUUUGGAACACCAGAUUACCUUGCACCAGAAACUAUUCGAGGUAUAUUCGAAGGUAACCAAUGUGAUUGGUGGUCAGCUGGGUGUAUUUUAUUUGAAAUGUAUUUCGGAUAUCCACCUUUCCAUGGUAAAGAUAUUCAAUCUGUGUUUGAGAAUAUUUUACUAGAUGACAUCCACUGGCCAAACUUUUCAUCUCCUGAAGAAGAACGUGAAUGUAUUUCGCCUGAAGCAAAAGAUUUGAUCACAAAAUUUUUGAUCAAAGAUCCUCUAAAGAGAAUGGGAACUGGUGGUAUCUCAGAAAUCCAAGAACAUAGUUAUUUCAAUGACGUUAACUGGGAUGGUGUUUACGAAGAAGAAGCGUCCUUUAUUCCAAAUGUUGAACACCCAGAAGACACUGAUUAUUUUGAGCUAAGGGGUGCAGUAUUAGAAGAUUUAGGUGAAGAUUUGGAUGACAUUGUAGAUACAAAAAUAGAUGAUAGCAAUAUUGAAGAUUCGAUUAAUAUAUCUAAAGUAUUAUCAGAAGGUUCACAAUUCAAAGGUACCACUAGUGCAGUAUUUGAGCGUCCAAACAUUAAUACUCCUGUUAAUAAAACUAAUAUUUCAACACUCUUUGAAGCUGAUUCGAGAAGAUUUAGUGAUCCAAGUUCGCCAACAGUUAAGUCACCUUUGUCGGGGCUUUCGCAGCAUUUAAGGGAACGAAGGCACAGUAAAUUAUCUGACUCAAAAGGUGAUUUUGGUUCUUUUAACUACAGAAAUCUUGUCGCACUAGAUAAGGCUAAUAAAGAUGCAAUAAAUAGGCUAAAAUCAGAACAUCUUAUGGAACUACAAAGUUCCAAUAGAAGAACAUCGACAGCAUCUAUACCUAGUUCGUCAUCUGACAGCUCUAUUGUUAAAGUUAGACAAUCUCGUACUUCUAUAUCAAAUAAUUCAGCUAAAGGACAUGCACAUAACUCCUCGACAGUAUCUGAAUUAUCUUUUAGAUCAAUUUCCCCAGAGCGAACUACUGCUAUAUAUGGACAGAAAAUCCCAACUACAAAUAAGGGAACUAAUCCUGAAGUUGUUGAGGGACAAAAUUUGUCUAGUUAUAGUAAAAACGAUGAUACAAAUCCCCUUAAAUUGGAGAUGCCUUCAACCCCUAUACAAGCAAAUAAACCUUACGUGUUGACACAUUCUCCAUUUACAGCAAGAUCUUUGAGUACAUCCAAAACUGGAAGCGGUAAAAAGAACUCUGAGGAAUCAAGUGCAGAGGAAGUUGAUAAACUACAGGCUAUCUCAAAAAUCCAGUCAGUCAGGAACAGAAGGAAAAGUGCUAGAAAAAACUCAUCAAAUGUAGAACAGAUGUUAUUCAAAUUGGAUAUACUAUUAUGCGAACCAAUUCCUAUUCAUCGAUACUAUAUUACCAAAGAUUUAGAAACUCUCGGCUGUACCGUUGUGAGUGUGGCUGCUGGGGACGAGCUAAUCAGUAGGGCGACUAGCGGGAUCAAAUUUGAUCUGAUUAUAACUGCAUUGAAAUUGCCAAAGCUUGGAGCAGUCGAUAUAGUUAAAUUAUUAAAACAUACUAAUGGUAUCAACUCUUUCACGCCAGUUGUUGCCGUGACAAGUUAUUACCAUGAGGCUACAAAUGCAAACAUUUUCAGUGAUGUCUUCGAGAAGCCAAUCACACUGGAUGUAUUAAAGAAAUUAGUAUCCAAGUAUGCAUUGCUAAAAUCACAAAUGGAAGAGGAUUCUAUAUUAAGUGAUAACGAACCAUAG